Messenger RNA from Ochotona princeps (American pika), 789 nucleotides. Its product is annotated as transmembrane protein 80-like. The record is from RefSeq and is a predicted model, not a curated record. Lineage: Eukaryota; Metazoa; Chordata; Mammalia; Lagomorpha; Ochotonidae. The transcript has 5 exons. Gene Ontology annotation, cellular component: ciliary transition zone. Gene Ontology annotation, biological process: non-motile cilium assembly. Bases 153 to 584 code for a protein of 143 amino acids.
CCUCUUCCGGUCCGAAAGUGGCCGAGCGCGGCCGGACGCACGAGUCGGGCCUCGGCCGGUGCUCGGACGCCGCUCCCGGUCGGCUUCCUUCGGGCGCACGAAGAUGGCCGAGGCCGCGCGGGGGCUGCCGGGAGCGCGGAGGAGCCCGCAAGAUGGCGGCCGCGCGGCGAGGACAAGGCUCUUGUGAGGUGCUCUCCUCCGUCCCUCUGCAAGCUCUCUUCUGCCUCAGCGGCCUGUUCUCCGUGCUCUACUUCCCAGCCACCCUGCUGCUCAUCCUCUAUAAGAGCCAGACCUUCAGCUACCCCUGCAGCUUCCUGCUGCUGGACUUGGGCCUGCUGUGCACCAUGGGGCUGCUGGAAGUGCUACGGCUGUACCUGGGCACCAAAGGCAACCUGACUGAGGCCGAGGGGCCACUGGCUGCCAGCCUGGUGCUCACUGCAGGCAAUGCCCUCCUCGCUGUCCACUUCCUGUUCUGGCAGACCCUGGUGCUGCGGGCAGACUCGGUCCUGGGUGCUGUGCUCCUGGCGCUGCACGGCCUGGAGGCUAUCCUACAAGUACUAGUCAUCGCUGGCCUCAUCAGAUAGCUGCCAGCUGGCCACAGCGCCCCACUCUGCUCCUCAGAUGCCUGCGGCCACUGCCCCCACUCAGCCCUUGUCCAUGGCUGCCGCAGCCCCACAGCCCGCUCCUGGGACACCUGCGGCCACUGCCCCCACUCAGCCCUUGUCCACGGCUGCCACAGCCCCACAGCCCGCUCCUGGGACACCUGCGGCCACUGCCCCCACUCAGCCC